This is a messenger RNA of Fusarium oxysporum Fo47, 1410 nucleotides long. RefSeq names its product Rho family GTPase RHO3. Gene Ontology annotation, molecular function: GTP binding; GTPase activity. Bases 396 to 1007 code for a protein of 203 amino acids. The transcript is spliced from 5 exons. The record is from RefSeq and is a predicted model, not a curated record. Gene Ontology annotation, biological process: small GTPase-mediated signal transduction. Lineage: Eukaryota; Fungi; Ascomycota; Sordariomycetes; Hypocreales; Nectriaceae.
AUCCCUGCCCGCGUUCUCGCUGUCGACUCCACCGCUUGAGAGGACCCAAUGUCUAGAGUUCCAGUGCCCCCCAUUUUCCCUUGCGCUGGCCUCUCUCUGACUUCAACUUCCAUUUCACAACCUUGCAUCUCUAUUCUUCUUUCGAGACCUGGAAACGACCAUUCAUUUCCUGAUCCCUACAUUCAACGCCUCAAUCCGCCUUGCGUCUAUCGAUAUCUACCAACGGUUUCUUCUCGCCUGCGAAUUCGAUCUGCGCACGCCAACCUUGAACCUUGAACAGGGCCUGCACGGAACCGAGAUUCAACUUAUUUCAACGACGCGAAAAACCCAGCGGUCUUUCCCUUUUUCUUCUACAAACUACGAAGAUACCCACGAUUUGUAUCACAUUUGUCAGAAUGCCUGCUCUUUGUGGAGGAUCCAAGACUGUGCAGCGAAAGCUGGUGUUGCUGGGUGAUGGUGCUUGUGGAAAAACAUCGUUGUUGAACGUCUUUACGAGAGGCUACUUCCCUACUGUCUACGAACCCACCGUCUUUGAGAACUACGUCCACGAUAUCUUUGUCGAUAAUGUCCACAUCGAGCUAUCCCUCUGGGACACAGCAGGCCAGGAAGAAUUCGACCGAUUACGCUCGCUAUCCUACGACGACACAGAUCUCAUCAUGCUCUGCUACUCCGUCGACAGCAAAGACUCGCUUGAAAAUGUCGAAUCCAAGUGGGUAGGCGAGAUCGCCGACAACUGCCCCGGCACCAAACUCGUCCUCGUAGCGCUAAAGUGCGAUCUCCGCGAGCAAGGCGAGGAGGAGGAGAACGAAUCAGGAGAACCCCGCGAGAAGCGCCCCAUGAUCAACUACGACCAGGGCCUCGAGGUGGCGCGCCGCAUAAACGCCCUCCGAUACCUCGAGUGCUCCGCCAUGAAGAACAGAGGUGUCAACGAGGCUUUCACCGAGGCGGCGCGUGUUGCGCUGAGCGUCAAGAAGGAUCGCGAGGAGGGCGGAUGCACUGUUAUGUGAACAUGAUACGAUACGAGCGUUUAAUAUCGAAUACGAAGACCACCUGUCAUCCAUCGAAUGUGAUCGAACGAAGCAGGGAUGUGGCUCUAUUCGGCUCCAUGGCUUAUUUUUGGCCCGCCAUGGGUAUUUUCACUGUAUAUAUCGUGCGGCAUAAAGCACAUAGGGAAAUCUGGUGUUCUGCGUUGUUUUUUUGCUAUUUACUAUUUACAGGCUAUUUUCGGUCGGAAUGCGAGGCAAAUUAGCGGGAGGAGUAGACUACUUGGGGAAGUCAUUUUGUCACGCUCUAGCUACAACUACUUUAUUUUUUUUAUGUCUACCGAUUACAUCUCACGGCAUUUGUUUUGUCUCUUCAAUUGUAAACUUAGCGCGUUCUUAAUGAGAUGAUUCUGAUUCUAGCUGGUGA